Cuscuta campestris is the source of this 1105-nucleotide messenger RNA. The record is from the annotation of a GenBank genome assembly. Lineage: Eukaryota; Viridiplantae; Streptophyta; Magnoliopsida; Solanales; Convolvulaceae.
CUGCUCAAAUAGUAAGACCUUCCUCAUCAAUACCUAUCCACUCUCGGAUCAGAAUCAACUCAGAAGAAUAUGACUGUCGGAAUCGUCACCUUCUCCUUCUUUAUCUUCGAUCGCCGUCGAAUUGCAGCCGCCAGACGCCGUUCUUCGCCGGCCAUCCUCCCCUGCUAUUUGACCACGCCGGCGUCGCGCAAGCCAGAGCCUCCUCGCCGCUGCUUCCUUCGCCAGAGGUCCGCCGUCAGCAUCAGCACCGCCGACGACGGUUCACCUCGUCGUGCUGCCGUUCGUCGCCUCCACUGCCAGCGUCGGUCGUCCUCGUCAUCGAGCUGCAGCUCCGCCAAUCGCCGCUGUUUCGCCUUCGCCGGAAGUCCGCCGCUCAUCACCGUCGAGCGCCGCCAGUCGCCUCCAGCCGUCGCCCUUAGCUCAGGAUUAAUGCAGGGCGAGGCUGCCAAGAUUAUCACAACCGAGUACGAUUUUGAAGAGUUCACAAACCUCUAUAACCAAAAAGAAGCCUUUUACAAGGCUCGAUGUUCUGAACCCGACCGCAAAAACGAAUUGAGCAUCAGAGUUACUGGGCCCAAGAGGGGGUUACACGGCUUUAGUCACACUCUUCCGUUCGUUUCUCCUGCCCUGUUCCUGUUCGACCUUCCCCUUCCCCAAGCGUCGUCCGUUCGUCCGUCAGCAGCCGCAGGAACGCCGCCGAGCGCCGUCUCCGACCGUCUCCCCUUCCCGCCGGCGUGCGCGAGCUGCGACGAAGGCAGCAGCGAUUUUUCCCUCCUUCCUCUGGUUCGGGCCUUGUGGAGCAUGCUUGCAAAUCCAGUGUCCUAGGGUUCAAAACUUACGUACGGGAGUCACUGUCCUACCUAAGGGAUUCCUUGGUAGGGACUCCAACCCGCCCAUUGAGGAUUCUCUUUGGGUUUGUCCGAGCAUUGGCCUCGAGGGAUCUGCUCGAGUGUCCGUAACUCUAGUCUGUUGUAUUUAGCCUUAGUGUUGUAGGGACAGAAAUAGCCUUGGGAAUAGGUGAAUUGGAACUGUUGGAUCCUUGUACCUAAAAAUAAAUGUUGUUUGUUCACUGAUGUUGCUGAUUAUAUAAAUGGGAUACUAUCUG